UCUCAGAUGCUGUAGUGGAAUGCGUUGGCAGCAGAUUUAAUGUCAGACAAAGAUUUGGGUUUUAGUUAAUUUUGAAUGUGUGGGGCUUAAAAAAAGAAAAAGGAAAAUAGAGAGAGAGGAAAGGAGAGGUGGUUUUCAGUCCUGCUGCGCCGGUGGGAGGGAAAUAUUUGUGAAGCAGGAGCGAGGAAGGAGGGGAGAAAGAAGAAAAGUAGGAAAUCUCUGCAAACCCUGGAGUCUCAUUCAGCACCACUCGCCACUGGACAUCGUCUCAGCAGCGGAGUUGAUCGAGACAAGAGGAGAUUUGUUUCAACACAGAACCUGGGAGUAAAUGAAUCAAAAAAGAAAAAACGCAGGGCGCGUUGUUUCCACACAGCCACACAUCCACACCUGUCUCAUCCUCCUUCUUCUUUAAAUCGGACUCGUGUGGCGGGUUCGGCACGCAGCGUUUAAAAGAGCAGGCGAGUGCAGAGCUCACUGUGGAGCCGCCGCUGCCAAACAAAGACGCGGGAAGAGACGGAGGGGGAAAAAGAGAAGAACACUGGAUGUCACCAGAAGUUCACUUUCACCACUUUGGACUCACUUGGUCAAGGAGGAGGAUCCUGCGGUGAAGCCCACUGCCUCGUCUCUUCACAUUCUGCCUGCUUGAAGGAGAACCAUAUGCACCCAAGUGAUUCUGGAGAAGAGGAGACCUUGUUUUGAGAAUUCUGUGGACUCAGUCUCGGCUCGGCUGCUUUGUUGACUUACUGCAUGUAGCCUCCACUGUAAGGUGCAGCAAGAGACACAAAACACAAAGGGUAAAAGAAGAAAGGGUAAGAGAUUAAGAGAGCAAGGCAGCAUAAUUAGUAUUACCCAGUUUUGUGUCGAAGCCAGAGACCAUGAGAGGUGACUUCUGAAGAUGACUGUGCUCUGAAGAAUAACACAACUAACCUUCAGGACAUUUGCAUAUGCAUGCCCUUUAUGCGCACGCACACCUCUUUCAUUUUCAAAGGGCUUAAAUUUGUAUUUGGAUGCUGAUUUAGCCUUUCAUUAUGACUCUGCGAGGAGGCAUUGAGAGAGUGUGGAUUGGCUGCUGUAGAGGGGUUUGCUCCAGGCUAUUGCUGCUGGCUUGUUAUUUCCUGAUCGCCUUGGCAGCCAAACCGAAAAUGCCGGGCCACACACACCUCAAUUCAAUACGCAUUGAUGGGGACAUAUCUCUGGGUGGACUGUUCCCAGUGCAUGCGAGAGGGAAUGAUGGCAAAGCCUGUGGGGAGCUGAAGAAGGAGAAAGGGAUCCAUAGGCUAGAGGCCAUGUUAUUUGCUCUGGAUAGAAUCAAUAAUGACAAUGAGCUGCUGCCUAAUAUCACUCUGGGGGCACGUAUCCUGGACACCUGUUCCCGGGACACCCAUGCGCUGGAACAGUCGCUGACUUUUGUUCAGGCGCUGAUUGAGAAAGACUCGACUGAUGUCAAGUGUCUCAGCGGAGGGCCGCCCAUCAUCACUAAGCCUGAGAGAGUGGUGGGAGUGAUUGGUGCAUCUGCCAGCUCUGUGUCAAUCAUGGUAGCCAACAUUUUGCGUCUCUUCAAGAUUCCUCAAGUGAGUUAUGCCUCCACGGCUCCCGAGCUGAGUGAUAACACCCGCUACGACUUCUUCUCCCGGGUGGUGCCCCCAGACACCUAUCAGGCCCAGGCCAUGGUGGACAUUGUGAAAGCCAUGCGCUGGAAUUAUGUUUCCACUGUCGCUUCAGAGGGAAACUACGGAGAGAGUGGCGUCGAUGCAUUUAUUCAAAAGUCUCGAGAGGACGGUGGCCUGUGCAUUUCACAGUCGGUGAAAAUACCACGUGAACCAAGAACCGGAGAGUUUGACAAGAUAAUUCGCAGGCUGAGUGAAAACCCCAAUGCCCGAGUAGUCAUUAUCUUUGCCAACGAGGAUGACAUCAGACGACUCCUUCUAGCUGCUAAGAAGGCCAAUCAAACGGGCCACUUCAUCUGGGUGGGCUCAGACAGCUGGGGCUCCAAAAUCUCUCCAAUUCUUAACCAGGAAGAAAUGGCAGAAGGUGCAGUCACCAUCCUACCGAAACGACAGUCCAUCAAAGGUUUUGAUCGCUAUUUCAUCAGCAGAACAUUAGAGAACAAUAGAAGGAACAUCUGGUUUGCAGAGUUCUGGGAGAACAACUUCCAGUGCAAGUUGAGUCGGCACGCUGUGAAGAAAGGGUCUGGCAUCAAAAAAUGCACAAACCACGAGCGGAUCGGGAAAGAUUCUUCCUAUGAACAGGAGGGGAAGGUACAGUUCGUGGUCGAUGCAGUGUACGCCAUGGCUCAUGCUCUUCACGACAUGCACAAAGACCUCUGUCCUGGAAAAGUCGGUCUCUGUUCCAAGAUGGAUACCAUAAACGGCACACUACUGCUGAAGUACAUCCGCAAUGUCAACUUCACAGGAAUCGCCGGCACGCCGGUGGUCUUCAACGUCAACGGAGAUGCUCCUGGCCGCUACGAAAUCUACCAAUACCAGAUUGGAAAUAACACAGCCGAGUAUAAGAUCAUCGGUCACUGGACGGACCAUCUUUAUUUAAAUAUCACUGAGAUGCAGUGGCCUGGUGGAACACAAGACGUCCCCUCCUCUAUUUGCAGCCAGCCUUGCCGUCCUGGCCAGCGCAAGAAGACGGUGAAGGGAAUUCCAUGUUGCUGGCACUGUGAGAACUGUGAUGGUUACCAGUAUCAGGCAGACACUUACACCUGCAAGAUGUGCCGUUUUGAUUUACGGCCCAACGAGAAUCACACUGGCUGUGUUCCCAUGCCCAUUGUCAAGCUGGAGUGGAGCUCCCCAUGGGCAGUCAUCCCUGUUCUCAUCGCUGUUCUGGGCAUCAUGGCGACACUGUUUGUGGUUGCCACUUUUAUACGCUACAAUGACACACCCAUAGUGAAGGCAUCGGGUCGUGAACUGAGCUAUGUGCUGCUGACGGGUAUUUUUCUGUGCUAUGCUACAACAUUCCUCAUGAUCUCCACUCCUGAUGUGGUAAUAUGCUCACUGCGAAGGAUUUUCCUGGGCCUGGGUAUGAGUAUAAGUUAUGCAGCGCUGCUUACCAAGACCAAUCGGAUCUACCGAAUUUUUGAGCAAGGAAAGAUGUCGGUCAGUGCCCCUCGAUUCAUCUCCCCAGCAUCGCAGUUAGUCAUCACAUUCAGCCUGAUAUCAGUGCAGCUCCUUGGAGUGUGCAUCUGGUUUGGUGUUGACCCAUCGCAAGCCAUCAUCGACUAUGAGGACCAGCGUACAACCAAUCCUAAAAAGUCCCGUGGCGUUCUGAAAUGUGAUAUUUCAGAUCUGUCCCUCAUCUGUCUGCUGGGUUAUAGCAUGCUACUAAUGGUCACCUGCACAGUUUACGCGAUUAAGACCAGAGGCGUGCCCGAGACAUUCAACGAGGCCAAGCCCAUCGGCUUCACCAUGUACACCACCUGCAUUGUAUGGCUUGCCUUCAUCCCCAUCUUCUUUGGGACCUCACAAUCAGCAGAAAAGAUGUAUAUCCAGACCACGACCCUGACCAUCUCCGUAAGCCUCAGUGCGUCCGUCUCUCUGGGAAUGCUCUACAUGCCCAAGGUCUACGUGGUUCUCUUUCAUCCGGAGCAGAACGUGCCCAAGCGCAAGCGCAGCCUGAAGGCUGUGGUCACUGCGGCCACCAUGUCCAACAAGUUCAACCCCAAAGGUGGCCUGAGGCCCAACGGUGAAGCAAAGUCUGAACUCUGUGAAAGUCUUGAAACACAAGUGCUGGCCUCUAAGCAGACUUACAUAAGCUACAGUAACCAUGCCAUCUAAGAGAGUGAUGAGCCGUGGAGGUGGAGCAGGGGGGGCCGGCCUGAGAAGAAAUCACCUGAUUCUGGGGAAAUCUAUGAACUAGGGAAACACAGGAGAAUGUCAAUGUUUCUAGCAGAGAGGAGUCGGUGGAAAGAUGGGAAUUUGUCACUCCAAAAGUAGAAAGGAUGUCUAGCAUUUUCUAAAAAAGUAUUGAAUGUGUCACUUGUGGGUUGGGAGAUGGAAUUGGGAAAUGUCAGGGGGGUUUGGAGAGUAAAUUUUCCUCUUCCCACCCUCUUCUGAGACACACGUGAGUGCUGAGCAGCGACAUUUCCGCAAGCUGAGUGAGCCACCGAAAGCCAACACUAUGUUUUCCUUCUGAAAUGUAUAGCACACGACUUCAGUUCUCUCUGGGGCUGAUUCAUUUUUCUCAUUUCAACAAAAAACAGGGAAAAGAGUGUUUUGUUUUCGCUCUAGUCAAAUGCAGUUUACAAGCAGUAUAAAAAGUUUUUUUUUUUUUUUUUU
Messenger RNA from Solea senegalensis (Senegalese sole), 4283 nucleotides. RefSeq names its product glutamate receptor, metabotropic 4 (gene grm4). Gene Ontology annotation, molecular function: adenylate cyclase inhibiting G protein-coupled glutamate receptor activity. The record is from RefSeq and is a predicted model, not a curated record. Gene Ontology annotation, cellular component: membrane. The transcript is spliced from 11 exons. Gene Ontology annotation, biological process: G protein-coupled glutamate receptor signaling pathway; regulation of synaptic transmission, glutamatergic. Lineage: Eukaryota; Metazoa; Chordata; Actinopteri; Pleuronectiformes; Soleidae. The coding region runs from base 1029 to 3782 and encodes 917 amino acids.